This is a messenger RNA of Panicum hallii, 1060 nucleotides long. Its product is annotated as transcription factor HY5. Gene Ontology annotation, molecular function: DNA-binding transcription factor activity, RNA polymerase II-specific. The transcript is spliced from 4 exons. Gene Ontology annotation, cellular component: nucleus. The record is from RefSeq and is a predicted model, not a curated record. Gene Ontology annotation, biological process: red or far-red light signaling pathway; response to red light; response to far red light. Bases 218 to 733 code for a protein of 171 amino acids. NCBI's taxonomy places the organism in Eukaryota, Viridiplantae, Streptophyta, Magnoliopsida, Poales, Poaceae.
UGCGACAAAAGAAAACAAAAGGGUCGCCCAUGAUGAGCCGGAUGGAAUCGUCGAGCGCUUUCCGAGUUCAGGGAGGCGAAGCCGCGAAGGAAACAGGGGGCCAAUAAGGGGUCGGGAGACACGGAAACGUGCGCACAAUUAAUAAGAAAUCUAUCCCCCCUGCUGCCGACUGCAGUGUGCCGACGAGCUCCGAGCAAGCGAGUGCGAGAGAGAGAAUAUGCAGCAGGAUCAGACGACGAGCUCGCUGCCCUCCAGCAGCGAGCGCUCCUCGAGCUCGGCGCCGCAGACGGAGGAGGCCAGAGAAGGGAUGGAGAGCGACGAGGAGAUCGGGCGGGUGCCGGAGGUCGGGCUGGAGCUGGCCGGCCCGUCGACGUCCGGCAGGGAGACCGCCGACCCCGCCGCGGGCGCCGCGGCCGGGACGUCGUCCGCGGCCCAGGCGGCCAGCGCCGCCGCCCGCCGCCGCGGCCGCAGCCCGGCCGACAAGGAGCACCGCCGCCUCAAGAGGUUGCUUCGGAACCGGGUGUCGGCGCAGCAGGCGCGGGAGAGGAAGAAGGCGUACCUGAGCGAGCUGGAGGUGAGGGUGAAGGACCUGGAGAAGCGGAGCUCGGAGCUGGAGGAGAGGCUCUCCACGCUGCAGAACGAGAACCAGAUGCUCAGACAGAUCCUGAAGAACACCACCGUCAACAGAAGAGGGCCGGGUGGCGGUAGCAGCGCCGGCGGAGACAGCCAAUAGCUGGCCUCUGCAUGCAAGACCGGAGGAACUGGUCCCUUGUUUAGGUGAAAAAUCUUCGGUCCCUGCUGCAUCUGCAAGUGUUCAGCACUUCAGCCGGCUCUGGAACAGAUCCUCUAGGUGUAUGUAACAAUGUCGCCUUGCCAACAUGCAGUUCAUUCCGUCCGUCGACAUGUAGACAGCACGUAAGAGACGGCAUGGACGCAGUGCUGUUGCAAAUGUAAUUAGGUUUGUUUUAGAAGCGGUGCCUGAUUUGUUGAUUCCUGUCUCGUCUGUAAAAACCAUGAGAAUUUGUGUUCAUACCCGUGAUCAGAUUCUUAAGGGUUCCAA